AUGGAAGGACAUCAUUUCCGUGCUUAUCAAAACUGUAAUUUAUCAAACAAAACAGAGUGGAGAAUAUUGUGGUACAAUAUACCAUCAUAUUUAGUAAACGCCUUAAAUUAUACGAAAUUGAAAACGCGUGAAAAGCAUCCAUACUGGAUUUUUUCUCAUGAUAAACACGAUUUAUCUAAGAGUGAUAUUGUGAUUUUUACACAUAAUACAAUGGGUAAAGUUCAACCGUAUAAAUCAGAGUGUCAAAUUUGGAUUUUAAACACCAUGGAGACUGAUAUAUUCAUGAAAAAAUACUACAAGGAAUGGAAUAAUAAUUUGGAUUGGUUGAUGUCUUAUCGCAGAGAUUCAGAUAUAUAUCGACCGUAUGGGAUACUUAGGAAACGUAAGACCCUUUUGGUGAAGAAUUAUACGGAGGUAUUUCAGAAGAAGAAAUUUUUUGGUGUGUGGAUGUCAGGACAUUGUCCAGUGCCGUCUCGUCGUAAAGAUUACAUACUUAAUUUAAAGAAUUAUAUACAGGUCGAUAUGUUCGGAUCUUGUGGGAGGUCUGUUUGUCUUAGUCGAACUCCAGGACUAAAUGAAUGCUUGCGAAACUUUUCUCGUGAUUACAAAUUUUAUUUUGCCUUUGAAAAUAACAUCUGCAAAGACUACACGACAGAGAAAUUAUUUAAUGUAUUUUUGGGUGAUUUAGAUGUUAUACCUGUAAUUAAUGGACCGCAAAGUGUAGCGGAAUACAUACCUAAUGGAACAUUUAUAAACGCUCUAGAUUUCACUUCGCCGAAAGCUCUGGCGGAUAAACUGAAGGAAAUUGGCUCAAACAAAACUCUUUUUACUCAAUACCUUAGAGAAAAGGACAAAUAUAUAGAUAUUGGUUUGAAUGAUAUAUUUCUACAGUCAGUCUUCCAGAUAUUUGACAAAAUUAAUCAAACAAAUGGAACAAUUGUACGAUGCAAAGCAAGUAUAGAAGAGCAUUUCUUUCAGAGAGAAGGAUGCUAA
Molecule: messenger RNA, 993 nt
Organism: Saccostrea echinata
Lineage: Eukaryota; Metazoa; Mollusca; Bivalvia; Ostreida; Ostreidae
Product: glycoprotein 3-alpha-L-fucosyltransferase A-like
Exons: 1
Coding region: 1-993 (330 amino acids)
Cellular component (GO): membrane
Molecular function (GO): alpha-(1->3)-fucosyltransferase activity
Source: RefSeq, a predicted model, not a curated record